ACUGGCAAACCCACGCGUUCCCCGCUUAUUGAUUGGCCACUCCUAUUCCAAUUCUGCCCAUUCCUAUUCGUCUCCCUCUCUUUCUCUCCCUGACGUUCCACGGCUUGGCAACUUAUGCUUCCCAGCCAGCCAGCCAGCCCUCUUGCUUUGUCCACGUCCAUGUGUUCUAGCCCCGCCUUGUCUCGUCCCAAGCUCGCGCGAGCAGCAAGUUCGGAGUGGCAAGGAUAGCAAGGAGGCGGCAGCGGCGACGUUGUCGUCGUCGUCGUCCGCGUGAGGCCCGCCGGUGGCCCCUCCCGUGAGCGGUGGCCCUGGGCUACGGCCAUGGCGUGGGCGAGGCUAGUGCCUGGGGCUACAGACAGUUUGCGAUGGCGGGCUGGGAGCUGGCGAAAGCAGUUACUGCUGCUAUGGGGCGCCCUAUGCUUUUGCCCGCGGCCGGCGGAGGCCCUGGUGGAGGGCUUGUAUUGCGGGAAGCUGGUGUGCUACGACGUCCUCGGCGUGAGCCGCGAUGCUAGCAAGGCUGAAAUCGCCCGCGCGUACCGGCAGUUGGCCCUGCGCUACCACCCAGACCGGCUGCGGGACCCGGACCCGGACGGUAGAGGAGCCGAGAGCGCUCAGGAGAAAUUCCUGCUCAUCGCCACCGCCUACGAGACCCUCAAGGAUGAAGAAACUCGUAAGGAUUAUGAUUAUAUGUUGGAUCAUCCUGAGGAGUAUUACAGCCAUUACUAUCACUAUUAUAGUAGAAGAUUGGCACCCAAGGUAGAUGUUAGAAUCGUGAUUCUAGUCACUGUCUGUGCCAUCUCUGUUUUUCAGUUCUUCAGCUGGUGGAGUAGCUACAACGAAGCGAUCAACUACCUAGCAACAGUGCCAAAAUACCGUAUACAAGCCACUGAGAUUGCCAGGCAACAAGGGCUACUGAACAGAGCCAAAGAAAAGGGCAAAAACAGGCGGUCCAAGGAAGAAAUACGCAAGGAAGAUGAGGAAAUAAUCAAAGAUGUAAUAAAAAACAAAAUUGAUAUCAAGGGUGGUUAUCAGAAACCCCAAAUAUAUGACAUUCUCUUAUUUCAAAUCCUUUUAACACCUUUUUAUCUGUGCAAGUACAUCGGAUGGUAUUGUUGGUGGAUUUAUUGUUUCAAUAUCAAAGGACAAGAGUAUGGUGAAGAAGAGAAGUUGUAUAUCAUACGCAAAUACAUGAAAAUGUCCCAGUCCCAGUUUGACAGUUUGGAAGAUCACCAGAAAGAGACUUUCCUUGAACGACAGCUCUGGAUAAGAGAGAACUAUGAGCUUUACAAACUAGAGCAAGAGGAAGAGCUGAAGAAAAAGAUGGCCAUGGACCCUCGAUGGAAAAGAUAUAGACGUUGGAUGAGAAAUGAAGGACCUGGAAGACUAACUUUUAUUGAUGAUUGACACUUGCUGUAACUAGUACAGUUCAGUGAUCAUUGGCAAGAAAAUUCAUACCUAAAGCAUUAAGAGUUUAACUGCUGCGUCUCAGCAGUGUUCUAAAACUCAGGAAGUACUCAAUCAGGCAGAAAACUAGUAACAUUUUGUGAUUUUUUUAUAUAUAAAACAAUAAAAGCAAAUCUGUUAA
This is a messenger RNA of Rhineura floridana, 1585 nucleotides long. RefSeq names its product DnaJ heat shock protein family (Hsp40) member C25 (gene DNAJC25). The record is from RefSeq and is a predicted model, not a curated record. Bases 322 to 1404 code for a protein of 360 amino acids. Gene Ontology annotation, biological process: protein folding. The transcript has 4 exons. Gene Ontology annotation, cellular component: endoplasmic reticulum membrane. Lineage: Eukaryota; Metazoa; Chordata; Lepidosauria; Squamata; Rhineuridae.